This is a messenger RNA of Heterobasidion irregulare TC 32-1, 513 nucleotides long. RefSeq lists its product as uncharacterized. The coding region runs from base 1 to 513 and encodes 170 amino acids. The transcript is spliced from 4 exons. The record is from RefSeq and is a predicted model, not a curated record. Lineage: Eukaryota; Fungi; Basidiomycota; Agaricomycetes; Russulales; Bondarzewiaceae.
AUGGUCAGCACAUCGCUCGGAGAAUCGGACGCCAAGUUUCCGAACCAGCACGGUGAUGGGCUUCCGCCGUCGCCAACACGCGAGAAUCCCGGCCAGGUGUACCCGAAAUCCGAUCCUUCGCCGGCGCCCCGCACUCCAGCUACGCCCGUUACACCCCUCGCGAAUCCUUUCCUUUUCCGAGCCGUGCUUGACGACCUCGACACCGCGCUCGGGCGCGCAGCUGACGUGGUAAGGAGCGAGGCCCCAGGGGGUGGCUUGUUUGACAUGAUCGACGGCUGGCGCAGGGAUCUUGCCGGCGUGCGCGCUCGGUCGAGUCCAGGAGCAAGCAGGAGUCAGAGCGCUGGAAGGGAAGGACUGACGGAGAGAGCCGGGUUUAGUAUAGGCAGGAUUGUCGAGGACAUGCAGACAGGACAUGGAGCGGAGAGGGGAAGAGGGAGGGAAAUGGAUAUCAGGAUUAGAGGGGGGGACACAGACGCGGAGUCGGCGGAGAGCGGGGGGAUCUUCGUGGAUUGA